Molecule: messenger RNA, 548 nt
Organism: Pelobates cultripes (western spadefoot toad)
Lineage: Eukaryota; Metazoa; Chordata; Amphibia; Anura; Pelobatidae
Source: the annotation of a GenBank genome assembly
GGCACACCAAGCAAAGCUUUUUAUCCCCAACACACCAACCAUGCCGAGAAGCGAUCAACGACCCGUUGGGGGACUCUUGGCUUCACCGUGGCGGAGAAUGCCUAGUGUGCAGCAGGCGGGAGUGGCGGCCGAACUCCUGGACUGGAGAAGCCAAAGGUUGUCAGUCAUGUACCAGUGCCCUGUUACUCACCCCUUUGGACCGGGGCGGGAGGAUCCUAAUCCACACCAGGGGAACUACCCAGCUCCAACAGAAACGUGAUGUGCUACUGGAGAAAGCAGUGCCUUACCUGACAUGGCGGACAUGCUCCAGCGCUGAUCAAGGUGACAUCCUAUCCAGGCAGGCUGGACGAACUCUUCUCAAACUUUUGGCAGCAACUGGAACGCCGGAAGCGCUCUCCUGCCCCUCCACCAAUGACUACCUGCUGCUUACCAUGGAGUUCCCCUCACAAGCUCUCAGAUCUACCAGCGGGGAAAGUUCCAACAUGGCAGCAGAUCAAGCAACGCACUUCACCCAGAAGCAAUGUGGCUCCACGGAAACCACUCAUUAG